AUGAUGAUUGAGAAGCCAGUUCGACAACACCACCGAGCAGGUCGUAAAAGAAGCAAGCAAGAAAGAAAGAAAGGAAACAGAGCGGGUCAACGGACUGGCUCUUGCGGGAGCCGAAACAGCUGGCCCAAGUACUGCCCAGAACAACGGUGGCUCGUCACCUUGAAAUGCCCUCAACCGAGCUAUGUACUCACUUGGGAAAAAAAAGAGACAGAGUGGAUCGCCCAGUUCGUCCCGCAAGCACUCCCACCUCUGACUGGAGACUGGUCCGGAUUCAUAUCGCUUCCAAAGUGCAAGCAAGCAAGUGUCCGACACAACCAAAUGGCGGGCAAGUUAACGACGCGCAAAUUAGUCCAACGAGAUUGCUUAUUGUAUUUCGGGCGCAGGAGUUUAAUGUUGUUGGAUUGA
Molecule: messenger RNA, 405 nt
Organism: Puccinia graminis f. sp. tritici CRL 75-36-700-3
Lineage: Eukaryota; Fungi; Basidiomycota; Pucciniomycetes; Pucciniales; Pucciniaceae
Exons: 2
Coding region: 1-405 (134 amino acids)
Source: RefSeq, a predicted model, not a curated record